AAUUAGUGCUGUUCUAAAAGACCAUUGAAGUACCAAGAGCCUCUAGUUACAUUUACUACUUGUUAAGUCGAUGGAGAAUGAUAUGUACAAUGUUCCACUGGACAUGGCUGGCAGAAAUUCUUCUGCCAUGGAAGAAACUACACAGCAUCUCACACCAAAGCCACUCAUUUAUUACUAUUCAUUUGACCUCAACAACCAAAACCACAUCAUAAAUGGAAUUCCAAUUCUUGCUGGAGAGCAAGUUGAACCUACAAGUAAUGUCCAUGUAGAUGGUCACUUCAGAAAUCCUACUAGUAUUGCUGAUUCUAAUUCCUUUUUUACAUCACUAGGAAAGAUUAUUGUGGGAGAUGCCUCAAAUCCCAUUGACAAUUGUGACUUUCAAGAACAUUUAUCUGGAGGAAAGCCAAUUACUUCUGCUUCACUUGCUGCUAGAAUUGGUCUUCAAGAAAAUUUAGAGAGUUCAACAACUUUGUCUCCUUCUAUCUGUUCAUUGGAGACAUUGGGACCAUAUGUCUUCAAUAAUUGGCAAGAUACUUCAAACCCUUUGUCUGCAACUUUGGGUGAUCGCGGCUACGAUGAAGUACCGGGUAAUGGUAAGUGGAAUGUCAACAAGUUUCUUAAAGCUCCAGAGGUUGAUGGGACUGGGUUGUUGGCUUAUUCAUCCAUAGUAAACCAGGAUCCAAAUGGAUGGACAUCAUCAAAUGUUACAAACUUGGCCAAUCUUGCUUACAAUUCUUCUAAUUGUAGUAAUGAGCUAUCACUAAGUCUUGCAACAUCUCCAACCCAUAGCAUGAAUGGAACAAGGUCAGGCUUGGAGCAAGCCUCAUGCAGCAGUAUGGAACUGUCUAUGAAUUUGGGUCCUAAUAAGCAUGUCCAGUUUUCACCAGCAAUCUUGGGAUCGAAAUAUCUUGCUGGAAUGCAAGAGAUACUUACUCAAAUUGCAACAUAUUCAUUUGAAAAUCUAGAAGAGAUAAAUUAUUCAGCUGAUGGUGUUAGGCAAGGAGGAGAUAAAUCAACUUCAGCUUUCAUACCCAAGAGAAGGAUAGCAAUAAAUCACAAUGAAAAUUCUAUGUUUGAAGCACAUUUAGAAUCUCCAUUGCAAAGACAUGCAGCUGAAUCAAACAAAUCCCAACUGCUUAUGCUUCUACAGCUGGUGGACAAUCGAUAUAGUCAGUGUUUGGAUGAGAUUCAUACUGUUGUAUCCGCAUUCCAUGCUGCUACUGAGCUGGACCCACACAUGCAUGCACAUUUUGCUCUUCAAACAAUCUCUCUCCUAUACAAGGACUUGCAAGAGAGGAUUAGCUAUCAUAUUCUUGCAAUGGGAUCGAAUUUGAACAGCUCAUGCUCAGAAGAGGAGAAGGAAUGGUCUGUUGAAACUUCAUUCAUUCAAAAGCAAUGGACUCUCCAACAGUUGAAAAAAAAAGAUCAGUUAUGGAGGCCCCAAAGGGGCUUGCCUGAAAGAUCUGUCUCAGUUUUACGUGCUUGGAUGUUUCAGAAUUUCCUCCACCCGUAUCCUAAAGAUGCAGAGAAGCAUUUACUUGCAGUUAAAAGUGGGUUGACGAGAAGCCAGGUAUCUAACUGGUUUAUUAAUGCACGUGUUCGGCUAUGGAAACCUAUGAUUGAGGAAAUGUACGCCGAAAUUAAUAGAAGAAAAGCUCUUCGAAAUGAAGAAGGAAUCGAGAGCAGUCAGAGAAGCAGGAUAAGAAUGAACAAUCAAAUGUUUAAUAUCAAUUGA
This is a messenger RNA of Gastrolobium bilobum, 1735 nucleotides long. RefSeq names its product homeobox protein ATH1-like. The record is from RefSeq and is a predicted model, not a curated record. Gene Ontology annotation, molecular function: DNA-binding transcription factor activity, RNA polymerase II-specific; RNA polymerase II cis-regulatory region sequence-specific DNA binding. Gene Ontology annotation, biological process: regulation of transcription by RNA polymerase II. Bases 71 to 1735 code for a protein of 554 amino acids. Lineage: Eukaryota; Viridiplantae; Streptophyta; Magnoliopsida; Fabales; Fabaceae. The transcript has 4 exons.